This is a messenger RNA of Lodderomyces orthopsilosis Co 90-125, 3651 nucleotides long. It is a transcript of the gene TIP120, whose product is annotated as Tip120p. Gene Ontology annotation, molecular function: protein binding. NCBI's taxonomy places the organism in Eukaryota, Fungi, Ascomycota, Pichiomycetes, Serinales, Debaryomycetaceae. Gene Ontology annotation, biological process: SCF complex assembly; protein ubiquitination. Gene Ontology annotation, cellular component: nucleus. Bases 1 to 3651 code for a protein of 1216 amino acids. The transcript has a single exon. The record is from RefSeq and is a predicted model, not a curated record.
AUGCCAGAUAUAAACUUCAAUUCACUCGAAGAUAGAGCCAUUGAUGUUGACCCAGAUAUCAGGUUUAUGGCAUUGGAGGAUUUGCGUAAGUUUCUAACUGAUGAUACAAUUACCAUCAGUCGAACUGCCAUCAAUCAGUCAUUAAACAACAUGAUCCCCACUCUUUUGAAAAUGUUAAACGAUCCCAACCCAGAUGUUCAAAACCAAGCAGUUAAAUCAUUCGAACCAAUGGUUAGGUAUUUGAAUAAUGAUUCUAUUGUUAAACUAGUCAAGAGGUUGUUUGCGUUAGUACAAGAGAGUAACAAUAAGGAUUCGUCAUCUUCAAGAGCAACCACUAGUUUUAGAAGCUUUACUAUUUCGAUCCCCAAUAUGGCAUUGAGAUCUUUGUUUGCGCAGUCCAAUUCGAGGGCUAAAUCUGAUUUUGUUUCGGAUAAAUUGUCAAUAUCAAACUACAAGUAUGAACGUGAAUUAGCAGAAUCGAUAACUAGAUACCUCAUUCCAUUGAUUUUGGAAAAUGAUACAACUAUUGAUAAUAUAGAAUUAUUAAUUGAUUUAAUCAAUGAAUUGGGAUACGUACUUGCACAAGAGGAGUUGAUAAGGUUGGGAAAGUAUUUCAUCGAUGUUGGGUUCAAAGAACUGGGAAUUAUUGGCAAGAAGGCAAUAGUUGGACUUGAGGGGGUUACAGCAUUGAUUCGUUCAGCGGAUGUAAUUGAUCAAUUAGUUGACGAGAUCUCAACUCAAGCUCAACAAUCAAAAUUAAAUAAUAAAUCAUUUGUUUUAUAUCAAUUAUAUUCAGUCAUUUUGAAUAGAGGUAUUAAACCGGAAAAGAUUGACCAAAUUUACAAUACCGUCAAACUAGAAAUAGAGUCCGCCACCACAGGUGAUGACGAUGAAGAUUUAGACUAUGAUUUACUCGAACAGCAAAAUGCAUUAAAAGAGGAGGCAUUUACUACAUUGAUCGAUUUGGUGAAUCAAAACUUUUUAUCGAUAAAGUUUAAAAAUGAAGUUCUUUCAAUAAUCACCAAAUAUCUCAAGUACGACCCAUUACAUGAUGAUAGUGAUGAGGAUAUUGAUUCAGAUGGUGAGGAUGAAAUAGACUUCAGCGAUGAUGAAAUCGAAGCUGCCGAUGAUCUGGAUUAUGACAAUUCAUGGAAAUUAAGAGCCAAAGCUACUAUAUUAAUUCGUUCAUUACUUGCAAGCUUUCCUGAUACUUUGGAAAUAUUGUCAAGAGAGGUAUUGCCUAUACUUCCACUUAGAGACUUGAAUGACCAAGUUGUUAUCGAAGCAGCAAAAUCAUGCAUUGCAAUUGUACAAGCUACUUCCCCACGUGAUUCACAGAAUGUUCAAAGUAUAGGACUGAUAUUACGUGACCGUUUGGAAGAUGUCAAGGAAGAGCAAUUGCCAUUAUUUCUUCGCAUAGUGGAAAGUUUGAACCGGUUUGAUAAUUUACCAUUAAUUGAAGCUACUUUUAGCAUAUUGAGUCAAAGAAAUGUCGUCUCUUCCAGCUCAUUGGAUUAUUUGCAAUUUUAUUCCAGUGUUUUGAAGUUCCAUGAUAAUUUGAAUUACACUGUUGUUGAACGUAUAUCGAAGGAUGUUGCCACUAACCUCGAAGAUAGAUCAUUAAAUUUGAUUUUGGAAUCUUUGAGAUGCCUUAGUAUCCUUUUAAAACAUAAAGAAGCUACAAAAAUAUCAAACAUUGAUGAAAUUUUAGAGUUGUUGACGGACAAGGUGGAGAAUAGUAAACAAUACCCUAGUGAUUUAGUACGUCUCGCAAUUAUUUGUCUUGGUGAAGCAUUGGCUAAUGACUUAGUAUCAUCAGAAAAGGGCGUAUUAGAAGUUUUCAAAACCUCAGUUGGAUACGAAGGAACAAGUAAGGUGACUAUUGAUGUACUUAAAAACUUGUACAAUUUGAAGUCAAUACCUGAGAAUUAUUCGUUGUUCAUUAUUGACAAGCUAACCAACUAUAUCCUUUCAAGUAAUGAAGCAAUCUCAUUGGCUACUUUAACACUAUUGAAUGAAAUUGUUCAAAAGGUACCACCAAGGAAGUAUGAUGACAUCAUUUUUAAUUUGUUGCAAUUACUUCGAGUCACUAGUCCUUUGAAUUACCAGUAUAUUUUUCUGAUUUUCAACCACUUGUCUAAUGACCUUCUUGGCGAUGUGGAAUAUCGUAAGCAAUUGAUGCAAAUAUUGAUAAGAUUGGUCAAUGACAAAAAGAUUAAUGGUGAUGACAGGCUAUUUUUCUAUUUGGUUGCAGCUGCAUGUCAAGUGGAUCAAGCAGUAUAUUCCCAAUUGGAACAGGAUUUAUCUGCUAAUCUCCAAAUAACACCAAAAAUCUUAGCUGUUUGUGCUGAUGAUGAAACCAAACAAGAAUUGAUUAGUAAGAGACUGAAGGAAUUCCAUAAUUAUUACACUUGUGAUAUUAAUAAUCCUCAUUUUUCUUUUGUUAUUUUGUUCUUAGCUUUCUCACAUGGUGAUGUACCUGAUUUGCUGGUUGAUUCCUUGAUUCAACUUUUACAAAAGCCUGAUUUUACCAAUGAUGCAAAUGUUCAAGCAGCAUCAACCGCGUUAGGGUUGGUAGCAGAAAGCGAUACCGAAAAAGCCGUACCUCAAAUCCUUAGUGCAUACAGGGCCGAAAAUCUCUCAUCAGUACGUGGAUCAUUGAUUGAUUCUUUAAAGGUGAUUGUUGAUCAAUGUGAUCAAGGACAAAAGUUGCAAACUUGGCAAUCUGUUUUCAGCUUGCAGUCUGAAUAUGACCAUGAUUUGGUCCCUGAAUUGAGAAAAUCGGGUGAACUCCUCGGUUCAAUUGCAUUUUCCAUCAACGAACCGGAAAUUAGACAAUUUGGUGAUAAUCAAUCGGACAAGAGAAAGAUUUAUCUAAUGUUGGUGGUUUCAAAGUCAUUGAUCAGUGGUCUUGAACUGUCCAACACUAAUGAUAAGUUAUUGUCAUAUUUGGUUACUGCAUCAAUCACUUGGCUUGAUAUCGUUGAUGUCGACAUUAGACAAAUUGUGGUCGGCAAUUUGUUAACUGGAAUUCACAGUAAACCAAAUAUCGUCUUGCCACUUUUGAACAAUUUGAUUUUACCUCAUUUGUAUAAACAGCUAACAGCAGAAAAGGCAUUCAAGAAAAUCAUUACAAUGGGUCCAUACAAAUACGUACUUGAUCAAGGUUUGGAAAUAAGAAAGCUUUGCUACGAGUUUAUUUACUCGAUUUUGGCUAUAGACGAAUCAUCACUUGCCAAAUACAAUAUUAAUAUUCAACUAAUUGCCCAGAAAAUAAUUGAACAUGGGCUAAUCGAUGAUCAAUCAGAUAUUAUUGUUCUUUCAUGUAUGAAUUUAUUGAAUUUUCUUGAUUUGCAUGAAUCUCAAUUUAAAGAAUUGAUUAAGAAUUCGAAUCAAGAGUUUAUAAACAAUUUCAUUAAUGGAUUGAAUACUCAAUUAAAUAAAAAAUUAUCAGCAAAGGCAUCAUCUCAAGAAACUGAGAACCAUCAAGAACGAAUUAAAUCGAUAAUCAAAUUGUCGAAAAAAAUUAAUGUGAUGGUUGAAGCAUUACAAUCAGAGCUCAAUGAUGCAAAUUUUUUUGAUGCUUGGAAUCAGUAUCAUAAUAACAUUAAACAAAAUUUCGCCGUGUUUUACAAUAGUGCAAAGAUUUAG